CCUAUUUAAAAUCCAUCCCCCCUUCUCUCUCCUUCUUCUUCUCCUUCUUCUCCUCUGAGCCUGGCACACAGAGAAGCGUGUCCUUCAGCAUCCAAGGGCAAGAGGCAUCCUGCAUCCAUCCUUUUGGCCUGUUUCCCAUCCCGCAUCCCAUCCCAAACCUGGGACCAAAAGUGCAUCUUUGGGAGAUGGGGACCAUCCUGCUUUGGCAAGCCGUCGUCCUGCUGUGCCUCUGCAGAGCCUUUGCCUUGCCGCUAACCACUCAGCUGUCAGAAGAAGAUGAAAAGGUGACCAAAUGCAUCACCGAAAUCUUGGCAGAUACCCUUUCCGGACCCAGCCCACACCCAGUGACCAGCGAAUGCAUGAAGAUAUUAAGGGAAGACGAGAGAGUCCUUGCGAUGCUCCAUCACCAGCAUCUCCUCUCGGAGCUGGCAGAACUUGCGCAUCAAGAGAAUGUAAAGCAUCGCCUGGGCCACGAAGCCUGGGAAGGAGACAAUGGUGAGCAGGAAGAGGUGAAGAAGAGAGGCACGAAACCCAUCUUGCAGAGAGAAGCCGCCGCUGAGAAGAUGAGCGAGCAAAGUGGAGGAAGGAAGGAAGAGGAAGAGGAGCGGAAAGAGUACGAGAAGACAGAAAAAAUGGAAGAGAAGGUGAAGGAGGAGAAGGUCUCGGAAGAAGAGGCCCACCGUCAAGCUUUGGAGGAGCAGGUCAAGGAGCUGAUGGAAGAAGAGGAGGAAGGGAAGAAGGAAGAAGAGGAGGAGGAAGCGAGGAAGAAAAAGAGGAGGAGUUCUUCAGAGACGUGGUCUUCUAAGGAAUAUUUUGGCCACGUCAAGAGCAGAAGUCCAGGUGGGCCCAAGAUCAGGGAGGGGAUGUUUCAAGGAGACCAAGACGAGAGGAAGAGGAAUGGGCUGGCCAAGAGGCGCUUCAAGCUGGAGGAGGAAGACGAGAGCGAGGAAGAGGAGCCGAGGAAGUACCACCACCGAGGGGUCAACCAAGGCCGCCACCAUGACUGGGAUGAAGAGGAGGAAGAGGAGGUGAAGAAGAGGCCAUAUCUGGCAAAGCGAGUGGCUGAGAAGGCCAGCGAUGAGGAGACCUCUCAGUUCGAAGAGGAAGAGAAAGGGGUCAAAAUCUCCAACUCUCAGAGCCACCUCAACGGAGGACGGAAACCAUGGCAAGAAGAAGACCAAGAGGAAGAAGUAGGUGGGUCAAAGCAUGGGCACCACCAUCAAAGCAGUGGUUUGGACCUCAAGAAGAGGCAUGAGAAGGAUGCCAUGUACCUGAAGGGCAGAUAUCACACCCACGAUGCCGAGGAGGAGGAAGACAGGGAGGCCAGCCCAGAUGAGGAACUGAAGAAGUUGGAGGACAUCGAGGAAGAGUUGAAAAGGGCUGCCAAGAGGCUUGAGAAACUCAAAUGGGGGAAGUAGCCCAUUCGCUGCUGUUUUCGGAAGCAGGGUGGGCAGCGAAAAGGAUCACCUUCUGCCCAUUCUUUCCCCUCUUCCUUCCUUUGCAAUCUUUGUAAAUAUAUCUUCUCUCUCUUUCUCUUUUUCUCUCUUCAGCUUGGCUUUGGACUGUUAAUGGAGCUUUCCCCAACCCAAAAAACACAAUCCCUCCAUCCCUAAAGAGACCCUAUCCCCAACCCAAAAAACACAA
Messenger RNA from Anolis sagrei ordinatus, 1644 nucleotides. The record is from RefSeq and is a predicted model, not a curated record. Lineage: Eukaryota; Metazoa; Chordata; Lepidosauria; Squamata; Anolidae.